This is a messenger RNA of Penaeus indicus, 2055 nucleotides long. RefSeq names its product succinate--CoA ligase [GDP-forming] subunit beta, mitochondrial-like (gene ScsbetaG). The transcript has 7 exons. Gene Ontology annotation, cellular component: mitochondrion; succinate-CoA ligase complex. Gene Ontology annotation, molecular function: succinate-CoA ligase (GDP-forming) activity. Lineage: Eukaryota; Metazoa; Arthropoda; Malacostraca; Decapoda; Penaeidae. Gene Ontology annotation, biological process: succinyl-CoA metabolic process; tricarboxylic acid cycle. The record is from RefSeq and is a predicted model, not a curated record. The coding region runs from base 26 to 961 and encodes 311 amino acids.
AGAGGUGGAGUCCUUAGUGGAGAAGAUGGUGGGCCACAAACUCAUCACAAAGCAGACGCCGAAGGAAGGCAUCCUGGUGAACAAGGUGAUGGUUGCCGAGUCAGUGGACAUCCUGAGGGAGACCUACUUUUGCAUUUUGAUGGACAGGGACCACAAUGGACCUGUUUUGAUUGCAAGUCCUGAUGGAGGAAUGGACAUUGAGGAGGUUGCUGAGAAAACCCCUGAGCGCUUGCUCACUCUCCCCAUCGAUAUCUUUGAGGGUCUGACAAAUGACAAGGCCCUGAAAGUGGCGGAAUUUCUCAAAUUUGAAGGAGAUCUCAAGGAAAAAUGUGCUAAGGAAGUGCAAGCGAUUUGGCAGAUGUUCCUGAGUGUCGACGCAACUCAGAUUGAGAUCAACCCACUAAUAGAGACUCCCCAGGGACAGGUUGUUGCAGUCGAUGCCAAAAUUCAGUUUGAUGACAAUGCAGAGUUCAGACAGAAGCCCAUCUUUGCCGAGGAAGACACAAGUGAGAGUGAUCCAAGAGAGGUUGAGGCUGCUAGACAUAACCUGACGUACAUUGGCAUGGAUGGAAACAUUGGAUGUCUAGUAAACGGUGCAGGCUUGGCAAUGGCAACCAUGGACAUUAUCAAACUGUACGGAGGAUCCCCAGCCAACUUCCUCGAUCUUGGAGGCGGAGUGAAGGAGGACCAGGUGGAACAGGCCCUCCGUAUCCUCACGGCAGAUGCAACAGUGAAGGCCCUCUUCAUCAACAUUUUUGGGGGCAUUGUCAACACAGCCACCAUUGCUAAUGGGCUCGUCAAUGUGCUGCGCAACACCCAGAUUGAUAUACCCCUUAUUGUGCGGCUGGAAGGAACAAAUGUAGACGAGGCCAAACGCAUACUUGCAGAAUCAGGAUGCAACAUUGAAUCUACAAAUGACUUGGAUGAGGCGGCAAAGAAGGCUGUUGCUUCCAUCAAUUAAAUUGUAAUUCUUUCUAAAUUGCAUCUUAAAAUCAUCCGUGGCAUCUGAUAAAGACACCAGUGUUGUAGUCAAUGAUUGUUAAGAAAGUUGUUAGGAAACAGGUGAUGCAAUUUUGUGUGUGAAAUUUGUUGUAAUGCCUUAUAUAUGCAUAUGAAUAUGCAGAUACUAGGUGUGGAAGUUCUUGAAAGAGAGUGAGUGAGUCAGUGAGAAAAUAAGGGUGUGUGAGAAAGUGAUGAAGGAGGAAAGAGAGAGAGAAUGAGUGAAAUAACAUUUUGAUGAUGAAUUAAAGUAUGUGCAUAAACUUUUGCAUAUAUUUGGCAACUUAUCCAUUUUAUGCACAAAAAUCGUGCACAUGUAUCUGUGCAUUAUACUUCCAAAGUUCAAACACAUUAGGAGUCAAACUCACUCACUGCUAGUAGGUAAAUCAAGCAAACCUGACAUAUUUUUUAGAAGAAGGGAAUUUAACAAACACGAGUUAAAAAGCCAAGUGUCAGAGCAUAAUAGUGGCCCUUGUGUUCACUUGUAUGCCCUCAGAGUCAGGGAUCCGUUAGUCGAUUUCUGCUGCCGUGCGUCCCCUGCAGUGCCUUCCACAGUUUGGGUAACUAAAUGAAUUAUCUUGUGCAAAGUGUCAAUGCUGAUUUAUGAAGAUUGUAGCUCCAGCAAAAUCCCCUUUGGCUCAUUCCAUUCCCAUUGUGAUUUCCUAACAAUUGUUAAGUAAAGCACAUAAUAUUUUUGUAGACUUUGGGUCCAAGGUUUGCUCAUGGGUGUGUAGAUGUAAAUAUAUAUAUAUAUAUAUUUGGACUAAACAUCUUUUACAUCAUUUGGUGCUAAGAGUUUACCCUCUUUUGUUAAAUAAUCAGAAAUGUUAAUGUUAACUAAUUUGUAAAGUUUUACUAUAUUAAACUUGUUUUUUUUUUUUUUUUUUUUUUUUUUUUUUUUACUAUGAAAGAAAUGGUUUUAAAAAUUUACCGACAAUUAAGUCUUGUUUGGCAGCAAAUGGAUAUGAAUUGCAUUUGCUUCCUAGAUUUCCCCUUUCAUUCCACUUUUGCAUAAAUGGAUUGUACAGUUCCUGUUAAUAAACUGAUUUUAUUCUU